GUGGGGUUAAGCGCGACGCUGCGGCCCCGGCCUAGGCACGAUCUCUAAUCACUAAAGCAGCCCCUUGGAUCUGCUGCCAGUCUCGCGCCAUGGAUCGCCACCUCCUCACUUGUCGCGCGACCCAGCUCCGGAGUGGCCUCCUGGUCCCCCUGCUUCUGCUAAUAAUGAUAUUGGCAGACCUGGCUCUCCCGGCCCAUCGUCACCCCCCGGUGGUUCUGGUGCCUGGUGAUCUGGGUAACCAGCUGGAAGCAAAGCUGGACAAGCCAAAGGUCGUGCACUACCUGUGCUCCAAGAAGACGGACAGCUACUUCACGCUCUGGCUGAACCUUGAGCUGCUUUUGCCUGUCAUCAUUGACUGCUGGAUUGACAAUAUCAGGCUUGUUUAUAACAGAACAUCUCGGGCCACCCAGUUUCCUGAUGGUGUGGAUGUGCGUGUCCCUGGCUUCGGGGAAACAUUCUCCUUGGAGUUCUUAGACCCCAGCAAAAGGAAUGUGGGUUCCUAUUUCUACACUCUGGUGGAGAGCUUUGUGGGCUGGGGCUAUACACGGGGCGGAGAUCUCCGAGGGGCUCCCUAUGAUUGGCGCCGAGCUCCAAAUGAAAACGGGCCCUACUUCUUGGCCCUCCGAGAGAUGAUCGAGGAGAUGUACCAGAUGUACGGGGGCCUGGUGCUGGUCGCCCAGAUGGGCAAUAUGUACACGCUCUACUUUCUGCAGCGGCAAACCAGGCCUGGGAAGGACAAGUAUAUCCACGCCUUCAUUUCACUGGGUGCGCCCUGGGGGGGCGUGGCCAAGACCCUGCGCGUCCUGGCUUCAGGAGACAACAAUCGCAUCCCUGUUAUUGGGCCACUGAAGAUCCGGGAGCAGCAGCGAUCCGCUGUCUCCACCAGUUGGCUACUGCCAUACAACCACACAUGGUCACAUGAAAAGGUAUUUGUGCACACACCCACAAAUAACUACACGCUCCGUGACUAUCGCCAGUUCUUCCAGGACAUCGGAUUUGAAGACGGCUGGUUGAUGCGGCAGGACACAGAAGGGCUGGUUGAGACCAUGACGCCACCAGGUGUGGAGCUGCACUGCCUCUAUGGGACUGGCGUCCCCACCCCAGACUCGUUCUACUACGAGAGCUUUCCUGACCGUGACCCAAAGAUCUGCUUUGGCGACGGUGAUGGCACCGUCAACUUGGAGAACGUCCUGCAGUGCCAGGCCUGGCAGAAGCGCCAAGAGCACAAAGUAUCAUUGCAGGAGCUGCCAGGAAGUGAACACAUCGAGAUGUUAGCCAAUGCCACUACCCUGGCUUAUCUAAAAAGGGUGCUUUUCAAGCUUUGAUUCCUGUGCCAGGCAUGACUGCUGGAUGGCUGGACCAGGGAGCUUCUCUUGGCUCUGACCUACAAGCUUGGUAAAGUUCAUGACCAUUGUUCAAGUUUCUAGGUCUUAGGCUGUGAGGCGUCUGCCUCGGGGGAAUGCCGCUUCUCAUCCUUCCUAUGUAUAAUGGCAGAGACAAAGGAAGAGAUAAGUGUGGAUUCAAAGGACGUUUGAUGGAAAGAAUGCUGCUAUUGAUGGAGUUGCGACCUCAGCCUGGCUCUGUAGGCUGGCUUGUUUGGCUCCUUACCCCAGUCCCCACCUCGGGCCACGCAGUCCUCCCAGUUCUCUGGCCUUUCUACUCUCGCCCCCUGGGCCCCAUCCUUCCUGUGAGCUGCGGUUCCACAGUGACCAUCAGGUGACCUUCCCACACACUGGCUAGGGCUGCUAGCUUCCCUGUGAGCUCCCUGGUGGACAUCCU
Molecule: messenger RNA, 1779 nt
Organism: Arvicola amphibius (Eurasian water vole)
Lineage: Eukaryota; Metazoa; Chordata; Mammalia; Rodentia; Cricetidae
Gene: Pla2g15
Product: phospholipase A2 group XV
Biological process (GO): ceramide metabolic process; phosphatidylcholine metabolic process
Cellular component (GO): lysosome
Source: RefSeq, a predicted model, not a curated record